Molecule: messenger RNA, 4915 nt
Organism: Callithrix jacchus (white-tufted-ear marmoset)
Lineage: Eukaryota; Metazoa; Chordata; Mammalia; Primates; Cebidae
Gene: IL16
Product: interleukin 16
Biological process (GO): leukocyte chemotaxis; induction of positive chemotaxis
Molecular function (GO): CD4 receptor binding; cytokine activity
Source: RefSeq, a predicted model, not a curated record
GACCAGGAUGGUCUCGAUCUCCUGACCUCGUGAUCCACCCACCUCAGCCUCCCAAAGUGCUGGGAUUACAGGCGUGAGCCACCACACCUGGCCAACCAUUUUCCAAGUGUACAGUUCAGUGGCAUCAAAGACAUUCUCAUUGUGCAGCCGUCACCACCACCCAUCUACAGAGCUCUUCCUAUCUUUCAGAAUUUAAACUCUACCCAUUAAACAAGUCGCUGUGUUCUCUACCUGCAGCCCCUGGGAAUCACCAAUUUACUUUCUGUCUCUGUGAUAUUGACCUCUACGUUCUUCACAGAACUGGAAUCAUAUAAUAUUUGUCUUUUUGUGUCUGGCUUAUUUGACUUCACAUAAUAUCCUCAAGAUUAAUGUUGUAGCACAUACCAGAAUUUCCUUCCUUUUUAAGGUCGAAUAAUAUUCGAGUGUGAGUGCGCAUGUGUGUGUGCGUGCCUGUGUGCACAUGUGUGCAUGUGUGUGUGCGCGUGCAUAUGUGUGUGUAUAUGUGUGUGCGUGUGUAUCACAUUAUGUUUAUCUGUUUGUGGGUACUUAGGUUGUUUGCACCUUUUGACUGUUGUGAAUAAUGCUACAAUGAACUGGAGUACAGAUAUCUCUGAUACUGACUUCACUUCUGGGGUAUACACCCGGAAGUGGAAUUGCUGGGUCAUAUAGUAAUUCUAUUUUUAAGUUUUUGAGGAGCCUUCAAACUAUUUUCACAGUGGCUACACCAUUUUACAUUCUUAUCAACAGCACAGGAGGUCCGGUUUCUCCAUAUCCUUGCCAACAUUUUGUUCUGUUCUUUUCUCUUUUUUUUUGAGAUGGAGUCUCAGUCUGUCACCCAGGCUAGAGUGCAGCAGCACAAUCUGAGCUUACUGCACUGGGCUCAAGGGAUUCUCCUGCCUCAGCCUCCCCAGUAGCUGGGAUUACAGGUGUGCGCCACCACGCUGGCUCAUUUUUGUAUUUUUGGUAGAGACAGGUCUCACCAUGUUGGUCAGGCUGAUCUCAAACUCCUGACCUCAAGUGAUCGGCCUGCCUCUGCCUCCCAAAUUGCAGGGAUUGCAGGAGUGAGCCACCGUGCCCAGCCUCUUGGCUUGUUCAUAGUAGCCAUCCUAAUGUCCUCGUGUGUGAGGUGGUAACUCAGCAUGGUUGUGAUUUGCAUUUACCUAGUCAUUAGUGAUGUUGAGCAUUUUUUCAUUAGCUUUUUGGCUGUUUGUGAAUCUUUUAAAAAGAAAUGUCUAUUCAGGUUCCAUGCCCAGUUUUUAACCAGGUCGUUUUAUUGUUGUUGUUGCUGCUGCUGAAUUGUAGGAGUUCUUUACAUAUUCUGGAGCUCAACCGUUUAUGUGAAAUAUGCUUUUUGCAAAUAUUUUCUCCCAUUCCAUGAGUUGCCUCUUCAGUCUGUUGAUUAUGUCCUUUUGAUGCACAGCAGUUUUUCAUUUUUAUAUAAUCAGUGUGUCUAUUUUUUUGUUUCUUGUACUUUUGAUGUCAAAUAACUUACCUUUUAAAAAUCUGUCCUCAUUGUUAAGUGGGUUUUACUGUUGUUAUUAUCUUACAGAAGGAAGAGAUGGAGGCUUAGGAGGCUAAGUAAUUUGUCUAGGUGUACAUACCUAGACAGUAGAGGAACUGGGACUAGAACACAGGCCUGUUUGACUCUAAGACUCAUACUCUUAACUAUUACUCCAAAGUGAUAAUGAACUGUGAGUCAUAAGACACACAGUAUAAGAGUGAUUGUGAUGACGAUGACAUUGUUGAUGAUGAGGUCAUGACAGCAUUGCCAUGAAUGGACUAGCUCAUAGAGGUAACCUAUGAAAUGGGAACUUGACCUAGAAUUUUGAUCAAGUAGUGGGGAGAAAGUUGGAGAGUUAAAGGGGCCUCCUUGGGAACCCCUGCAUUGAUAGACUUUGGACUUUAUCUAGAAGAUACUGGGGAACCAUUGAUUCCCAGGGUACUUCUGGAAAUGGAAUUUGUCAGCUAUUUACAGAGUCUCUGAACAGCAACUCAAAGAAGCUGUGGUCCAGGCGGUGGAAAACAGCAAGUUUGGAAAGGAGAGGCAUCAGUGGAGUCUGGAAGGUGUCAAAAGGCUGGAAAGCAGUUGGCAUGGGCGGCCUACCUUGGAGAAGGAACAAGAGAAGAACUCAGCGCCCCCGCAUCGCAGGGCUCAGAAGAUCAUGGUCCGCUCCAGCAGUGACAGCAGCUACAUGUCUGGGUCCCCAGGGGGAAGUCCCGGGGGCGGCAGUGCUGAGAAGCCGUCCUCCAACGUGGACAUCAGCACUCACAGCCCCAGCCUGCCCCUGGCACGGGAGCCAGGGGUGCUUUCUGUAGCAUCCUCCAGGCUGCCCCAGGAGAGCCCGCCCCUCCCAGAGAACAGGGACAGUCACCCACCGCUGAGAAUUAAGAAAUCCUUUGAGAUUUUGGUGAGAAAGCCUACGUCCUCCAAGCCCAAGCCUCCGCCCAGAAAAUACUUUAAAAGUGACAGUGACCCUCAGAAGAGUCUAGAAGAGAAAGAGAACUCGUGUGCUUCUGGGCACACCCUGCCCACCUGUGGCCAGGAAGCCAGAGAGCUGCUGCCACUGCUGCUGCCACAGGGAGACACAGCAGGGAGAAGCGCUAGUGCCUCUGCCAGCUGCCCAGGACCUGGUGUUAGCCCACAGACCACGUCCUCCACAGAGGACGAGCCAGGGCAGAGAAGAGCCAGCCCAGUGACCCAAACAUCCCCGAUAAAACACCCACUGCUUAAGAGGCAGGCUCGGAUGGACUAUAGCUUUGAUACCACAGCCGAAGACCCUUGGGUUAGAAUUUCCGACUGCAUCAAAAACUUAUUUAGCCCCAUCAUGACUGAGAACCAUAGCCACAUGCCUCUCCAGCCCAAUGCCAGCCUGAGUGAAGACGAUGGGACACAGGGCCACCCAGAUGGGACCCCACCAAAGCUGGAGACGGCCAACGGCACUCCCAAAGUUUACAGGCCAGCAGACAGCAGCACCGUGAAGAAGGGUCCCCCAGUGGCUCCCAAGCCAGCCUGGUUUCGUCAAAGCUUGAAAGGUUUGAGGAAUCGUGCUUCCGACCCAAGAAGGCUCCCUGAUCCUGCCUUGUCUGCCCAGCCAGUGCCUGCUUCCAGGGAGCACCCGGGACCACACACCCAGGCUUCCUCAUCCUCCAUCAAGCAGAGAAUUAGCUCCUUCGAAACCUUUGGCUCCUCUCAAUGGCCUGACAAAGGAGCCCAGAGACUAAGUCUACAGCUCUCCUCUGGGGAGGCGACAAAACCUGUUGGGAAGCAUGAGGGAGGUCGGCUUCCUGGACUCUUGGGCCGAGGGGCUGCACCCACUCUUGCACCUCAGGAGACUGAGCAAGUGCUGCCCUCGGGGUCUCCUGCAGCCUCCGAGGCAAGAGACCUAGGUGUGUCUGAGUCCCCUCCCCCAAGGCAGCAGCCCAGUGAGAAAACUCUUCCUCCUGGCCCGGACCCGCUCCUGAGGCUGCUGUCAACACAGACUGAGGAAUCUCAAGGCCCAGUGCUCAAGAUGCCAAGCCAGAGAGCACGGAGUUUCCCCCUGACCAGGUCCCAAUCUUGUGAGACGAAGCUCCUGGAUGAAAAGACCAGCAAACUCUACUCUAUCAGCAGCCAAGUGUCAUCGGCUGUCAUGAAAUCCUUGCUGUGCCUUCCAUCUUCUAUCUCCUGGGGCCAGACUCCCUGUAUCCUCAAGGAAGGGGCAUCUCCAACAUCAUCAUCCAAGGAAGACUCAGCUGCAAAUGGUUUGGCCGAAACAUCUGGCUCGGACACGGGGUUCUCGCUCAACCUUUCAGAGCUGAGAGAAUAUACAGAGGGUCUCACAGAGGCCAAAGAAGCCGAUGAUGGGAACCACUGCUCCCCUCAGUCCGGUCAGUCUGUCAUCUCCCUGCUGAGCUCAGAGGAAUUAAAAAAACUCAUCGAGGAAGUGAAGGACCUGGAUGAAGCAACAUUAAAGCAGUUAGACAGCAUCCACGUCACCAUCUUACAUAAGGAGGAAGGUGCUGGUCUUGGGUUCAGCUUGGCAGGAGGAGCAGAUCUAGAAAACAAAGUGAUUACGGUUCACAGAGUGUUUCCAAACGGGCUGGCCUCCCAGGAAGGGACUAUUCAGAAGGGCAAUGAGGUUCUUUCCAUCAACGGCAAGUCUCUCAAGGGGACCACACACAAUGAUGCCCUGGCCAUCCUCCGCCAAGCUCGAGAGCCCAGGCAAGCUGUGAUUGUCACAAGGAAGCUGACUCCAGAGACCAUGCCUGACCUCAACUCCUCCACCGACUCUGCAGCCUCAGCCUCUGCAGACAGUGACGUUUCUGUAGAUUCUACAGAGGCCACAGUCUGCACGGUGACAUUGGAGAAGAUGUCUGGAGGGCUGGGCUUCAGCCUGGAAGGAGGGAAGGGCUCGCUGCACGGAGACAAGCCUCUCACCAUUAACAGGAUUUUCAAAGGAGCAGCCUCAGAACAAAGUGAGACAGUCCAGCCUGGAGAUGAAAUCUUGCACCUGGCUGGCACUGCCAUGCAGGGCCUCACACGGUUUGAAGCCUGGAACAUCAUCAAGGCACUGCCUGAUGGACCUGUCACGAUUGUCAUCAAGAGGAAAAGCAUGCAGUCCAAGGGGACAUCAGCUGCUGGAGACUCCUAGGCAGGACGUGCUGAAGCCAAAGCCAAGCGCACACAGCUCAGUUCCCGUAACCGCUGAUUCUCAGGGUCUCUGCUGCCACCCCCCACCCAAAGGGGGUAAAGCACAGGGGGCUUCCCACUGACUGCUGCCCAGGCCCAGACCUUCUAGAACGCCACCCAGCAAAAGGGUUGUCUCAAAAGUAAGGGCAGAGUUACACUGGGAUAGCUAAUACAAACUGCAGACUGUAUAAAGAGAGCUUAAUAAUAUUGUGGUGCCACAAAUAAAAUGGAUUUAUUACAAUUUCA